GAUAACACACACGAACAAAUAUGUUCUACCAUCUUGAAAUUCUCUUUUCUACCAUUUCUGGCUGACUCGUGAGUACGUUUACACGUGAGGCCAAAAUGUCGUCGCACUUAAAUUGGAUGAUAAUCCGUGACAACAACGCUUUUCUUCUGAAGAAACGGAAUAUCAAGAAGCCGUUCUCAACGGAAUCGAACAACUUGACGAAUUUGAAUAGUUACCGUUAUAAUGGUUUGAUUCAUCGCAAAAGCGUGGGCAUUGUCGAUACUCCUGACAAGAAGGGAUUCACAGUUGUCUACAAGAAGGCUAAGGCAGUCAACAAGCCUGCCAAAGCUACUGUAAAGAGCACAAUGAAAGCUGGAGCUCGUCGGUCUCUUCACAAGCUAAAAACUUUGCUUACAAAAAAUAAAUAUCGUGUAGAUCUUAGUAAGGCUGCGUUGCGAAGAGCUAGCGCUGUACUAAGAUCUCAGAAACCUCUUCCUACUAAGAAAACACGAACAACUAAAAAAGCCGAUUAAUUUGUAUCUUUCAUUAAAUAUAUGUUGUAAUGUAAUUUUU
This is a messenger RNA of Pseudomyrmex gracilis, 552 nucleotides long. RefSeq names its product 60S ribosomal protein L28 (gene RpL28). Gene Ontology annotation, molecular function: structural constituent of ribosome. Lineage: Eukaryota; Metazoa; Arthropoda; Insecta; Hymenoptera; Formicidae. The record is from RefSeq and is a predicted model, not a curated record. Gene Ontology annotation, biological process: translation. The transcript has 4 exons. Gene Ontology annotation, cellular component: cytosolic large ribosomal subunit; ribosome. Bases 96 to 512 code for a protein of 138 amino acids.